GAAGGAAAAAUAAAACAAAAACAGAGAUAUUUUUCCAGCUGAAAAGAACAAAACAUCUCUCAUUGUUUGUUCAGUGAACUUGCACCAAACUCAUCAAACUUCACUUCUUCUUCUUCUUCUUCUUCUUCUUCUUCACUAACCACAUAGACAUACUCAGUUUUGUUUUGCAAGAAACACACAAACUUCUUACAAUAAUCAAAAUAAACUCUCAUCAUGUUCUCAAGAUUACAUCCUCUGUUUCAUCUUCUUAUUCUUCUCAUUCUUUUCAUUAGAACACAUAAAUGUUUCUCUUCUUCUUCUUCUUCUUCUUCUUCUUCUUAUUCUUCAUCUCAAACACUUGUUUUGCCUCUAAAGACCCGAAUAACCCCAACGGAUCAUCGACCCACCGACAAACUCCAUUUUCACCACAACGUCACUCUCACCGUUACUCUCACCGUCGGCACUCCUCCUCAAAACAUCUCCUUGGUCAUUGACACUGGCAGCGAACUCUCCUGGCUUCGCUGCAACCGUUCCUCUAACCCAAACCCGGUUAACAACUUCGACCCGACCCGUUCUUCCUCUUAUUCCCCAGUCCCCUGUUCCUCACCCACUUGCCGUACCCGUACCCGAGACUUCCUCAUACCAGCUUCUUGCGACUCAGACAAACUCUGCCACGCCACUCUCUCCUACGCCGACGCUUCCUCCUCCGAAGGCAACCUCGCCGCCGAGAUUUUUCACUUCGGAAACUCCACCAACGACUCCAACCUCAUUUUUGGGUGUAUGGGAUCCGUAUCCGGAUCCGACCCGGAAGAAGACUACAAGACAACCGGGUUAUUGGGUAUGAACCGUGGAUCUCUCUCUUUCAUAUCUCAGAUGGGUUUCCCCAAGUUCUCGUAUUGCAUCUCCGGCACCGACGACUUCCCCGGGUUCCUUCUCCUCGGCGACUCUAACUUCACGUGGUUAACGCCGUUAAAUUACACGCCGUUAAUUCGGAUCUCGACGCCGCUACCUUAUUUCGACCGUGUCGCUUACACCGUCCAGCUCACGGGGAUUAAAGUUAACGGCAAUCUUUUACCCAUCCCUAAAUCGGUUCUCGUACCGGAUCAUACCGGUGCUGGUCAAACCAUGGUUGAUUCCGGUACUCAGUUUACUUUCUUGCUUGGACCGGUUUACACCGCGCUUCGAUCGGAUUUCUUAAACCGGACAAACGGGAUAUUAACGGUUUACGAGGACCCGGAUUUCGUUUUCCAAGGAACCAUGGAUUUGUGUUACCGGAUUUCGCCAAUCCGAAUCAGGACCGGGAUUCUCCACCGGUUACCAACGGUUUCCUUGGUUUUUGAAGGAGCCGAGAUAGCGGUUUCGGGUCAGCCGCUAUUAUACCGAGUCCCGCAUCUCACAGUUGGGAACGAUUCGGUGUAUUGUUUCACAUUUGGAAACUCCGAUCUUAUGGGAAUGGAGGCAUACGUGAUUGGACAUCAUCAUCAGCAGAACAUGUGGAUCGAAUUUGAUCUACAGAGAUCAAGAAUCGGUUUAGCUCCGGUACAAUGUGAUGUAUCCGGUCAGAGACUUGGAAUCGGAUCGUAAUCCAUAGAUGAUAGAUAUAACCACCCCCGUGUGUAAUUAUAGUUUUUUUUUUUGCCUACGUAGUAAAUUGAGUAGAGUGAGACUUGUUCACGUGCGGGGAUAGGGUAAUAACUUCGAGUUGUUACUUGUUAAGUUGUUAUUAGUAGUAGUUAGCUGUCUGUUUGAUUUUGACAUGGUUCUUACUUCUUACUUACCUCUUUUGCGUAAUUAAUUUUGCUUUUUAGGGUUUUUUUUUAAUUCUCACAGUCUUUAAUAAUCAUCAAUUUUGUUGUGUGUUCCAAAAAAUUAAUCUUAAAAAUCGCGAAAUUGUUUUGA
This is a messenger RNA of Camelina sativa (false flax), 1878 nucleotides long. RefSeq names its product aspartic proteinase PCS1. Gene Ontology annotation, biological process: proteolysis. The record is from RefSeq and is a predicted model, not a curated record. Gene Ontology annotation, molecular function: aspartic-type endopeptidase activity. NCBI's taxonomy places the organism in Eukaryota, Viridiplantae, Streptophyta, Magnoliopsida, Brassicales, Brassicaceae.